Messenger RNA from Prunus persica (peach), 3871 nucleotides. Its product is annotated as DNA-directed RNA polymerase 2, chloroplastic/mitochondrial. The coding region runs from base 243 to 3317 and encodes 1024 amino acids. Gene Ontology annotation, cellular component: mitochondrial DNA-directed RNA polymerase complex. Gene Ontology annotation, molecular function: DNA-directed RNA polymerase activity; DNA binding. Lineage: Eukaryota; Viridiplantae; Streptophyta; Magnoliopsida; Rosales; Rosaceae. The transcript has 19 exons. Gene Ontology annotation, biological process: mitochondrial transcription. The record is from RefSeq and is a predicted model, not a curated record.
CCGUCAGUCACCAAGGCAAGCAAAAAUCCGAAGUGCGAGGCUUUGCGUUCGAUCAAUAAAAUAUCAAAGACAGGGUUUAAGAAAGGGUUAAGGGCUUAAGGCGGCUGCUAGCUUACUGGUUACUACCCCCCUUUCUCAGUCUCUAUGAAUUCCAUUGUUUCUGCAAAUUCAUUCAUCGACCCAUUUCCUCUGAUCCCAGUUUCAUCAAUUAAUUUACUCCAAAAAAAUUUGAUUUUAAUUUGAUGUCCAGAAGCCAAACCCCACUGUCCCCUGCAAAUAUCAGCAAGAAUUUUACAUUUCAUAGCCCCUUAAUUUUCCACAAAAACCCAUCAAUGAUAUCAACAACUGUGUGGAGAAAUUUUGCUAAGCAAGCCAUUUCUAGGAAGCAGAGGUUUCACAUCAAUUCGCAGUCUUUUUCACGAGCUUAUAGCCUUCUGGGUAUUUGCCAGGAAUCGGUUUUCCCGGGAAAUUUCAAGCCUUUUGAGCUGAGUUCUUGCUCAAGCUUGAGGUUUUCUGAGGUGGGUUUUCGCGGGAAAGGUGCUAUUUCUUCACCUGAGGAUUGUAUGUGUAAGCCCAGUUUCUGGUCUGUGAGGAAUCCAAUUUGGUUUAAUGGGUUUUGUCCCAAAGGGUAUGCGAGCGUAGCUGAGGCUGUAUCUUCCACUGAUGUUGAGGAAGAAGUGUCUGUUGUUGAUGAAGUUCAAGAAUUAUUGCAACAAAUGAGUAUAGAGGAGAAGAGGGAGGCCCAAUAUAAGCAGCGGACUAGGCAGAAUAGAGCGAGAGGAAUGGGGCAAGGGAAGUACCACAUGCUUAAGAGAAGACAGAUAAAGAUUGAAACUGAAGCAUGGGAACGGGCGGCCAAGGAGUACAGGGAGCUUAUGAUGGACAUGUGUGAGCAGAAGUUAGCACCCAAUUUGCCAUACAUGAAGUCUUUGUUUCUUGGUUGGUUUGAGCCUUUGCGCAAUGCCAUUGACAAAGAGCAGGACCUGUGUCGGAAAGGAAAGAAUAAGACAGCUUACGCACCGUAUAUUGAUCAGUUACCAGCUGAUAUGAUGUCAGUUAUUACAAUGCAUAAGUUGAUGGGAUUGCUGAUGACUGGAGGCGAACAUGGAACUUGCAGGGUGGUAGCGGCUGCUUGCACGAUAGGUGAAGCCAUUGAGCAGGAGGUUAGAAUACACAAGUUCUUGGAAAUGACGAGAAAGAAAAAGGUUGACAAAGAUCAGGAAAAUGGGGAGUCUGAUGCUGCAAAGAAGGAACGAGAGAAGUUGAAUAAAAAAGUCACUAAUUUGAUGAAAAAACAAAAACUGAAAGCAGUGAGAGGGAUAGUGAGCAAACAUGAUGCUUCAAAAUCAUGGAGCCUGGAAGCCAGGGCUAAGGUCGGCAGUCGUUUGAUUGAAUUGUUGACUCAAACAGCUUUUAUACAGCCUCCAGCUGACCAGUUAGCAGAUGGUCCACCGGAUAUACGACCUGCAUUUGUACACACAUUUAGGACUGUUGCGAAAGAUGCAAAGAAUGCCAGCAGAAGAUAUGGGGUUAUUGAAUGUGACCCUCUUGUUCUCAAAGGCCUUGAGAAAACAGCAAGGCACAUGGUGAUUCCUUAUAUGCCGAUGUUGGUACCACCAUUGAACUGGACUGGUUAUGACAAAGGAGGGUACUUUUUCCUACCAUCCUAUGUCAUGCGCAUUCAUGGAGCGAGACAGCAGCGUGAAGCAAUUAAGAGGACCCCAAGGGAGCAACUGGAACCAGUUUUUAAGGCCCUGGACGCUCUUGGGAAUACCAGAUGGAGAGUUAAUAAGAGGGUACUUAGUGUUGUAGAUAGAAUAUGGGCUAGCGGAGGCCAUCUCGCUGAUUUGGUGGACCGUAAUGAUGUUCCUUUACCAGAGGAACCAGAUACUGAAGAUGAAACACUGCUUAAGAAAUGGAAAUGGAAGGUGAAGUCUGUGAAGAAAGAGAACAUGGAGAGGCAUUCACAGCGUUGUGACACAGAACUUAAACUAGCUGUAGCACGGAAAAUGAAGGAUGAAGAAGGUUUUUACUAUCCGCACAAUCUUGACUUUCGGGGCCGUGCAUAUCCUAUGCACCCAUACUUGAAUCAUCUCGGUUCAGAUGUAUGCCGGGGUAUUUUGGAGUUUCAAGAGGGACGCCCCCUUGGAAAGUCAGGCUUAAGUUGGUUGAAGAUACACUUGGCAAAUCUAUAUGCUGGUGGUGUGGACAAAUUAUCUCUUGAGGGUCGAAUAGCAUUUACUGAGAAUCACUUGGAUGAUAUAUUUGAUUCUGUGGACAAACCACUAGAAGGAAGGCGCUGGUGGUUGAAGGCAGAAGAUCCAUUUCAAUGCUUGGCUGUGUGCAUUAACCUUGCUGAAGCUUUGAGAAGCUCUUCUCCAGAGACUUUUAUUUCACAUAUUCCUGUACAUCAGGAUGGCUCGUGCAAUGGUCUACAACACUAUGCUGCCCUUGGAAGAGACAAGUUGGGAGCAGCUUCUGUGAAUCUGGUUACAGGAGAGAAGCCUGCAGAUGUUUACUCAGGAAUAGCUGUUAGGGUACUGGAAAUCAUGAGAAGAGAUGCACAGAAGGAUCCUGUAGUUUUUCCAGAGGCGUUGCGUGCAAAAUUAUUAAUUAAUCAGGUGGAUAGGAAAUUGGUGAAGCAGACUGUGAUGACAUCAGUAUAUGGUGUCACUUACAUUGGUGCUCGGGAUCAAAUCAAGAGGAGGUUGAAGGAACGUGGUUCCAUUUCAGAUGAUGCAGAGAUCUUUGGUUGUGCUUGUUAUGCUGCAAAGAUCACCUUAACUGCUUUAGGAGAGAUGUUUGAAGCUGCACGAGGUAUCAUGAGCUGGCUUGGCGAAUGUGCAAAAAUAAUUGCAUCUGAAAACCAACCGGUACGGUGGACAACUCCGCUUGGACUUCCAGUUGUGCAACCUUACCGUAAAUUCGGAAGGCAUCUUAUUAAAACUUCCCUUCAAGUUUUGACGUUACAGCGAGAAACAGAAAAGGUCAUGGUCAAGAGGCAGAGGACGGCUUUCCCACCAAAUUUUGUUCAUUCUCUAGACAGUUCUCAUAUGAUGAUGACUGCGAUUGCCUGUAAAAAGGCAGGCUUAAGCUUUGCAGGAGUUCAUGACUCAUAUUGGACACAUGCGUGUGACGUGGAUGAAAUGAACAAGAUACUUCGUGAAAAGUUUGUCCAGCUGUAUGAGACUCCAAUACUAGAGAAUUUAUUGGAGAGCUUUCAGCAGUCCUUUCCCGCAUUAACGUUCCCCCCCUUGCCUGAACGGGGUGACUUUGACUUAAGGGAUGUCUUAGAGUCGCCGUAUUUCUUUAACUAAUAGAUGGAGAGUUAUCUUUCAUUUGAAACUGCAUCUGUUCUGCCUCUGAUGUUCACACACUGCUGAUAUCUAUGAGCAUGCCAAGAUGGAAGCUGCCUGCUCGAACAACCCAGGCAGAGACUCGCUGCAUUAUGGCUGUAUAUAUCUGGAAAGGGUUCUUCAUUCAGAUGUCAGUGCACAUACGCCACCCGUGUACAGCCAACCAUUAACUUGAGAGUUUCUGAAUACCCGUAUGCACGUAUAUGCAGUCGAAGCUAAUCCAAGGCUGGUUCAUGGAACAAGCUUCUUCUGAAGAGGAAGCUGAGAAACAAAGAUGUUAUAAUGCUUUAUAAGAAUACAUGGUGUAUAUUCCUGUGAAGUAUGCAAAAGCUUUGUGGCUGAUUCAAGCAAUAUCUAGUCUUACAUGGCCCAGUUUUAUGUUGAUGUCUUUAUUCUUUUCUUGUAAAUUUGAGCGACAAAUUUGGUUAAACAGAUUUGUAAAUAAUUGGGAAUCAAUUCGUUCACAUUUAAUCAAAAUACAAUUUGACUAUGAAUGAAAGGGCCUGUUAUACGAG